Molecule: messenger RNA, 1599 nt
Organism: Trichophyton benhamiae CBS 112371
Lineage: Eukaryota; Fungi; Ascomycota; Eurotiomycetes; Onygenales; Arthrodermataceae
Product: MFS sugar transporter, putative
Exons: 4
Coding region: 1-1599 (532 amino acids)
Biological process (GO): carbohydrate transport; transmembrane transport
Cellular component (GO): membrane
Molecular function (GO): carbohydrate:proton symporter activity
Source: RefSeq, a predicted model, not a curated record
AUGGGCGGACUGUUGACGCUCCAUUCUUUCGAAAAGGUCUUCCCUGAAAUCGCUACCAGCAACGCAGCGGUUGCAGGCUUGACCCGGGCCGAAAAAAACCACCGAUCUACCAUUCAAGGUAUCUCGGUCGCAUCAUAUAACCUCGGAUGUUUCGUUGGCGCAAUUGCUUGUAUCUGGGUCGGUGACAGACUCGGCCGUCGAAAGACCAUCUGGCUGGGCUCUGUUAUCAUGGUCGUUGGUGCUACUCUGCAGGCCUCUGCCUUUGGUCUCCCACACUUCAUCGUCGGUCGUCUUGUAACUGGUGUCGGCAACGGCCUGAACACCUCCACCGUACCAACAUGGCAGUCCGAAUGCUCCAAAUCCCACAGACGAGGACAGCUCGUCAUGGUCGAAGGUGCUCUGAUCACAGGAGGUAUCUGUCUCAGUUACUGGCUGGACUUUGGAUUCUCCUUCCUCGAACCCAGCUCGGUCUCAUGGCGGUUCCCGAUUGCAUUCCAGAUCGUUUUUGCCCUUAUCAUCAUGUUCGUAGUCAUGGGUCUGCCAGAGUCUCCUCGAUGGCUCGUUCUCAAGGGCCAGGAGGAUGAAGCUAUGAACGUUUUGGCUGCACUUAGCGAUUUGGACAGGGAGGACAGAUUUGUCCACUCGGAAUUCUCUGCUAUCAAGGAUACGGUCAUUGAGAUGCAGAAGGGCAGCUUCAAGGACCUGUUCACCAUGGACAAGGACCGCCACUUGCACCGUGUCAUUCUCGCAUACGUCAACCAGAUGUUCCAGCAGAUUUCCGGUAUCAAUCUCAUCACAUACUAUGCCGCCACCAUUUACGAAGGAAGCAUCGGUCUCAGUCCAUUCCUUUCGCGAAUUCUGGCAGCUUGCAACGGUACCGAGUACUUUAUUGCAUCCUGGAUUGCCGUUUUCGUCGUUGAAAGAAUUGGCCGUCGUAUGCUCAUGUUGUUCGGUGCUGUGGGCAUGUCCCUCUCAAUGGCUGUCCUUGCCGUUGCUACCAGCUUCAAGCAUCAAACAGACGCCGGUAUUGUCGCAGCCGUCUUCCUCUUCGUUUUCAACACUUUCUUCGCCAUCGGCUGGCUCGGUAUGACAUGGUUGUACCCUGCAGAGAUUAACGAACACCUGCUAAUCGCCCAUAUUUACCAGGUCCCUCUGCGAAUCCGUGCUCCAGCCAACGCCUUGGCCACUUCAGGAAACUGGAUCUUCAACUUCAUGGUUGUCAUGAUCACACCCGUUUCUUUCUCCUCGAUCGAAUACAAAACAUACAUCAUUUUUGCAGCUAUUAACGCUUUCAUCGUUCCAGUGGUCUACUUCUUCUACCCAGAGACGGCCUACCGCUCCCUCGAAGAAAUGGACUCUAUCUUCAGAAAGACCAAGUCAAUCUUUACUGUGGUAAAGGUAGCUCGCGAGACUCCAAGACGAUAUGGCAAGAACGGUGAAGUUCUCAUCAACUAUGAUGAGACAGACGAGCACAGGACUCGUGCCGGGGUCACCCAGGAGGAGACGACGGCAUCAUUCCCCGAGAAGAGCAAUGCAAACCCAGACCAUGAUGCUGAAACUGGUAACUCGAAUAGCCCGAGCAACCAGAGCACAGCAUAG